This is a messenger RNA of Xyrichtys novacula (pearly razorfish), 4894 nucleotides long. NCBI's taxonomy places the organism in Eukaryota, Metazoa, Chordata, Actinopteri, Labriformes, Labridae. The record is from the annotation of a GenBank genome assembly.
ACCGGAAACGGAAAUCUCUCAGCAGCGCGCGGAUUUGUUUUAAAAACAGAGCUCCUCCAGCUGCUUCACUUCAGUCUGUUUUUGUAUCUCGGACCUCAAACAUUUUUAAUUUAAUUUAAUUUUUCAAUCUAAAACCCGAAAAACCAACAAGAACCGGGUCCGACAUGGCGACUCCACCGAAGAGGACGUGCCGUGUUUCCGGUGGUUUGUCCCGCAGAGAGAAGAAGAUCUCCAUCGAGGGAAACAUCGGUGAGUUUAACAACCUCAUCGGUGAGUUUAACAACCUCAUCGGUGAGUUUAGAGAGGGUAAAUUCUCCGUUAAUCCGGUUCCUGAUGUUGUUAACGGACUGAAAUCCCGGUGAGUCUGACCGAAGAGCCGGCUGAAAGAGAACCGGGUCAGAGUCACUCUGUUCGGGAUUCUCCCGCCUUCACAGCGGGGCUGAUGGCGCCAAACUUACACCACUGAUCAAUGAUCGAUAACCCGGUCAACCUGUGUGUGUGUGUGUGUGUGUGUGUGUAAACUCUUGAGACACUUCUCUGUUGUUGUGUUUGUCUGAUUGAUUAUUGAUCAGAUUGAUUGAUCCUCAUGGAUGUUUUCAAACAUUUUAGUGAAUCAGAAGUUUGUUUUUUUAAAUUUGGUCUUUUUCUCUCCUGACUUUGUCGCUCUCCGGUGACCCUGCUGCUCUUAGAUCGAUCGGUUCUCAUCAGGGGCUUGAAUGGUUCUGGUCUCAUGGGGUCUUCUGGGUCAGACUCUGUGACUCUGGUUUCUCCGUGGCUCCUCUCUCAUGUGGGUCCCUCAGGGUUCGGUUCUGGUUCCCCUCUCCAAACUCCCUCUCCUUUAAAACAGCAGCUCCUCCUCUUUUACUGAUUUUUCUUGAUUGUUGUUAAAGUGUUGGAAUCAUUUAUUGAUUGUUGACAUCAUUUAUUGAUCUCUGGGAACAGUUUUACUGCAGUUCUCUGAGUACUCAGUAUCACAGUACCACAGUAGAAGUACUCAAAGAGGUGAGGAAGUACUGAAGGUUCUGAAUGUGAACGAGAGGAAGGUGUUCACCUGUGUGUUCAGACUCAUCACAGUGUGUGUUCAUUCUGUGUGUGUAUUUGUUGUGUAAUAGUACACACAAACACUCUGUCUGAUGAUCACAUGACCUACAGUUUAACGGGACCUCGGCUCGGUCCUCCUCUGGUUCUGGUUUCAGCUGCAGGAAAGUCCACCUUCGUCCGGAUCCUCCAGGGGGCGUCAGAGGACUGGGAGGUGAUCCCUGAACCAAUCGGAAAAUGGUGCAACAUCCAGAACGACAACGAAGACGACAUUUACCAGGUACACACAAAAACACACACACAACAACAGCAGGGGUCUGUUCUACGAGGCGAGUCUCCAUGGCAACGUACGCUGAACGUUCCAGAUUGAACUCAUGAGUAUAAAAACCCCGCCCACUGACCAAUGAGCUCUCUGGAAAAACGGCGUGUCCGUUCUUGGAGGAUCCUGUAGACCUCGGUGCUCGCCUUGUCCGAGGAGGAGCACUCCGGCGUCCGGCGAGUUUUCAGGGACCGCACAGACCCACUUCCUUCUCCGGAUGACCUCCUUUAUGAAAGGCUAAUAUGGCCGACACACAAAACAUGUGACCACGAUAGGAAUGAACACAUGAAUGAAUUCAUCCUGGAAAUGAAUCAGACAUGUCUGCUCGCCGUAGUUAAAGCGCGUGUUGAACAGCGCUGUUUCAGGGUGAUGACCACAUCAAAGAUUUUUGGCGCUCUAUACUUCCAUAGUGAGACUGUCGGCCAUUUCCUGCCAGCGUUCCCUCCGGUCUUCUGCGGCGGCGGCGGCGUUGUUUUUGAGGUUUAUGACAGAUUUGAAUUCUUCAGACUUCCUCAUGGUCGUCUCCUGCUCCUCGUUUGUAAAGUCCGCGGUCCUUCGCUCUCCGGCCUGCUGGUCCAUGUUCCCGAUUGGUCAGAUGUGGCGGGCUCCGCCUUACAUGCGUGCACGCGCUCAUAGCAGAGCUGGAGCCUCUUAUGAGGUUGAUGACCGGCGUCGUAAGACCGUUUAGUGAGACCGCUGGUUACAGCGCUAAGUUGAGCGAGGGAGCGCCAAGGCGACCUCGCUGGGUCGAACCUGCUUCAUAGAACAGGCCCCCGGUGACCACACACACACACACACACACACACACACACGCACACACACACACACACACUCACACACACACAAAAGCACACACACACACACACACACACACACAUAUACACACAAAACAACACCUGAACACCCUGUGUGUGUGUGUGUGUGUGUGUGUGUGUGUGUGUGUGUGUGUGUGUGUGUGUGUGUGUGUGUGUGUAGGAGUUGAGUUCCUCUCAGAAGAGCGGUGGGAACCUUCUUCAGAUGUUGUACGACAAACCGAGCCGCUGGUCCUACACCUUUCAGGUAAAUGUGACAUCAUAGGUGACCCACCUGACCUUUGAUUGACAGGUGAGUUCCUCUGUAAACUAACGGUCUGCUCACCUGUGUGUGUGUGUGUGUGUGUGUCUCAGAGUUACGCCUGUCUCAGCAGAGUUCGCUCGCAGCUUCAGUCGCCGUCAUUGAAACUUCAACGAGCAGAAAACCCCGUCCAGUUCUACGAACGCUCCGUCUACUCCGACAGGUAACACACACACACACCUCAGACAGGUAACACACACACACCUCAGACAGGUAACACACACACACCUCAGACAGGUAACACACACACACACACCUGAGACAGGUAACACACACACACACACACAGACAGGUAACACACACACACACACACACCUCAGACAGGUAACACACACACACACACCUCAGACAGGUAACACACACACACCUGAGACACACCUGAGAGCGUGUGUAUGAUGUGGCGUGUGUGUGUCCACAGGUACGUGUUUGCCUCGAACCUGUUUGAGACGGGUUACCUGUCAGAGACGGAGUGGAGUGUGUAUCAGGACUGGCACACCUGGUUACUGAACCAGUUUGAACUGGACAUCGCCCUGGACGCCAUCAUUUACCUGAGAGCCCCCCCACAGGUAACCCCAACCCCACCUGCCAGAACUCCUCCUGUGAGGCGUUCACUGACUGACUGCAGCUGUGAGGGUCAGUUCGUGCUGCCUUCACUGUCUGUUUAUUUCAGCGCUGCCUUCACUGUCUGUUUAUUUCAGCGCUGCCUUCACUGUCCGUCUGUUUAUUUCAGCGCUGUAUGCAGCGUCUGCUCCAUCGCGGCCGUGAGGAGGAACAGGGGAUUCCUCUCGAUUACCUCGAACAGCUUCACUUCAAACACGAGAGCUGGCUCUACCACAGGAACCUGAGGUAAGCACUGAGCGCGCUCACAACAAGACUCCUGCUGAGGACCCGGUCCACUUCAGACCGGUUCCUUUCUUCUGGGUUCAUUUACAAACAGUCUCACAGGAACGAGGACGGACGUCUCAGCACGGCGAUAGUGUGACCGUCCGUCCUCUUUUUUUUAUAAAAUCCUUCAAAUGUCCUGAACGUGUUUUCAGUGAUUUUAAAACAGAGCAGAGGAUCAGUCCGCCCUGCAGCUCCGCCCCUCCGCUCUAAACAAAGUCACUGACGCGACGCAAACAUGGGCCAUCUUUGGGAAUUCAGAAUAAAAUAUGUUUAACCGAGUUAGAAGAACAAAAAAAUCCUCAAAGUUUCGCACACGAGUCCGCCCCGUGUGGUCGUGUGGAAUGUGGUCACUCUAACGUUUGUCCUGUUUUUACAGAAACACAGUGAAACUCUGGAUUAACAUCAUUUCUGUUCGAUUAUUUUAGACUCACUGAAGGCGGCAGACGUCUGUUUCUGUUAUCAGAGACUCAAUAAAAGUUUUGAUUAACGGUGAAAAACCUAAAGUCGACUUUUUUCAAUCAAAGGUAUUGAUAAGGGAAUCAUUAAAGAACUGAAUCUAUAAUGGCAUCAAUAUCGAUAAAAUCUUAUCAAGUCCCAUCCCUACUCGUGUUUCUGAGCUUUGGUUCUCGUCGGUCUGGUCCUCUCAGGGUCAGUCUGGUCCUCUCAGGGUCAGUCUGGUCCUCUCAGGGUCAGUCUGGUCCUCGGUGAUGCGUUCAGGGUCGGUCUGGACCUCGGUGAUGCGUUCAGGGUCGGUCUGGUCCUCGGUGUUGCGUUCAGGGUCUGUCUGGUCCUCUCAGGGUCGGUCUGGUCCUCUCAGGGUCGGUCUGGUCCUCGGUGAUGCGUUCAGGGUCGGUCUGGUCCUCGGUGAUGCGUUCAGGGUCAGUUCCAUUAACCCGUUGUCGUUGGUGUGUCUCAGGUUGGACUUUGAGUACCUGAAUGAUCUCCCGGUUCUGGUUCUGGACGUCGACGAUGACUUCAAAAACGAUCGGAUCAAACAGGAAGUCGUCGUUGACAAGGUAUGACCUUUGACCUUUACCCUCUAAACAGUGUAUCAGUGUUUCUGAAGGUCAGGCUGAUGGACAUGCUGUGACCUCUGACCUUUGUGAACAGGUGAACAUAGACGUUGACGGUCUGAAUAGAUGUUUGUUUGGAUCCUGACCGGGUUUUUCCUCCUGCAGGUCAAAGACUUCCUGUCUUCACUCUGAAACCUCGUCCACCAAUCACAGCUGCUGAUGUCAGCGGCCGUUACCCCGGACGACAGACGCCGUCAGAGUUUAGAUUCGAAGAGGCGGUUUGACGUUUUUUUAACGUUUUUAUUUUUGUACAGAAACAUUUUUAACACGUCUGUGAAACACGCUGCCACAGACCGUCAGUGAACGCACCGCCUGUGUGUGUGUGUGUGUGUGUGUGUGUGUGUGUGUGUGUGUGUGUGUGUGUGUGUUUGUCCUGACAUGAUCUGUCAGUGAACUCCUCAUGGUGCGUUCAGGGGUCGCUGUUUUCUCUGUAAAUCUGUGAAUAAAGAGCGUGAGACGGAAAGUU